Molecule: messenger RNA, 2957 nt
Organism: Hippopotamus amphibius kiboko
Lineage: Eukaryota; Metazoa; Chordata; Mammalia; Artiodactyla; Hippopotamidae
Gene: PDCL
Product: phosducin like
Exons: 4
Coding region: 234-1139 (301 amino acids)
Biological process (GO): regulation of G protein-coupled receptor signaling pathway
Source: RefSeq, a predicted model, not a curated record
CGCUUCCUCUAAUUGGGCAGCGUGUGUCCGCGCUGACGCAGGAAGGCCGCCUCAUUGGCCCGUGCAGUCGGGGCUCAGGCGGCUUCUCUCUUAGUGCUCAAGGCGCCGACCCACUUCUCUUUCUCCAACCGAACGCUCCCUUCCGAAGUGCCAGCCUGAAGGGAUCCGAACUGAGCUGGGCCGGGUAACUGCACUGAGCAAAGAGCCCGCUGUGUCACCCUCUCCCAAGUGCCAUGACCACCCUGGAUGAUAAGUUGCUGGGGGAGAAGCUGCAGUACUACUACAGCAGCAGCGAGGAUGAGGACAGCGACCACGAGGACAAGGACAGAGGCCGGGGUGCUCUGGCUGGCAGUGCCAUGCCUGCAGAUGCUGAGUUGGCAGGCGAAGGCAUCUCAGUUAACACAGGUCCAAAAGGCGUGAUCAAUGACUGGCGCCGCUUCAAACAGCUGGAGACAGAGCAGCGGGAGGAACAGUGCCAGGAGAUGGAGAGGCUGAUCAAGAGGCUGUCCAUGAGCUGCAGGUCCCACUUGGACGAGGAGGAGGAGCAGCGGAAGCAGAAGGACCUCCAGGAGAAGAUCAGUGGGAAGAUGACCCUGAAGGACUUUGCCAUGGUGAACGAGGACCAAGACGAUGAGGAGUUCCUGCAGCAGUACCGGAAGCAGAGGAUGGAAGAGAUGCGGCAGCAGCUCCACCAGGGGCCCCAGUUCAAGCAGGUUUUUGAUAUCCCCAGUGGAGAAGGGUUUCUGGACAUGAUCGACAAAGAGCAGAAGAGCACCCUCAUCGUGGUCCACAUUUACGAGGACGGCAUCCCGGGCACCGACGCCAUGAAUGGGUGCAUGGUCUGCCUGGCUGCCGAGUACCCGGCCGUCAAGUUCUGCCGGGUGAAGAGCUCGGUGAUCGGGGCCAGCAGUCGCUUCACCAGGAAUGCCCUUCCCACCCUGCUCAUCUACAAGGGGGGUGAGCUGAUUGGCAACUUUGUCCGCGUCACUGACCAGCUGGGGGAAGAUUUCUUUGCGGUGGACCUCGAGGCCUUCCUCCAGGAGUUUGGAUUGCUCCCAGAAAAGGAAAUCUUGUUGCUAACCUCUGUGCGUAACUCGGCCACCUGCCACAGCGAGGACAGCGAUUUGGAAAUAGAUUGAACGGCUUGGCUGGUGGCACAGAUUUCUCAUUGUUUGGGCUGGAGGACACACGUCCGCGUGUUGAUUUUCGGUCUUUUCUGUGUCUUCUGGCUUUUCUGCUGUUCUUUGUAGUCCCUUUUAUGAUAUAUCAAGUCAAUAAGUUCUUCGAUCAGAUCAGAAUGCUGAAUCACCUUGUGGCUAGCCAUAGAGUGACUUCACAUUGCAUAAACAGGAAGCCAGGCUUUUGAACUGUUUACUUCAGAUUCUCUAGCGUGACAUCUCUAUUAUUGUUUCCAGUCAAUAUUUACAUAGCAUCCUAAAAACAGCAUCCUGGAAAUUGUCUUCAGAUGAUCUCAGAGGUCUCUGCCAGGUCCGGGAGUAUGAUUCUAUAGUUAGUGUGUUAUUUGCAACAUAAAUAAUACAUUUCCUUCAUCAAAUGAUUGUAAAUUAUAUUUACUUAUAAUCAGACUCACAGUCUUAGAAGGCAGUUAAAUUUUUUUUCCUCUGGACCGUAUUCUCUCCCAGGGUCUUGUUUAAAGGUUCUGGACCAUGUGUGUUUGCCCCAUCAAGAGGGGUGGCCUUUGCUGCCAUAGUCAAUGUCCUGCUCAAGCAUUAUUAUUAUUAUUAUUAUUUUUUACAUGGCUAGUUGUGACUUUAUGUAGCGAUUCAUUUCAAAUAUUCAUUAAUCCACGCAGUAAGGUAAUUCCUUUAAAGCGUUAUUAAGUCUCCAAUAGGAGGAACGAUUGAAAUGGACUACCCUCUUGGUGCUGGAAGACCAGCUCGGCUUGAAAGUUAGAGCUGGGAUGGAGCUGGGAAGCCUUUUUAAAGGAAGAUCUUUCAGUUAAGAUACACCUGCUCAUCUCUUUCUGUUUCUGUUUUAUUCAGCAAGGUAAUUAUUUGGUUUCAUGUAGCUUUUGUUAAAACUUUUUCUUCCUUUGCCUAUUGGAAAAGUUAAUAUUCAAUAGAAUACAGAUAAUACAGAAGCAAAAAUAAGAAAAUUAGAAUAGUGUCUAAUCCAACCAUCUACGGUAAAACACUAUUUUGGGAUAUUUCCUUCCAAGGUGUUUUCUUUGUGUACACAGACAUUUUGUUUGCUUGUUGUUAAAACAAUGGGAUCAUUUUGAACAUACUGUUUUAUAGUAUGGUCAGCUCACACAUCAAACAUUUUUCCGUGUUAUUAAAUACUAUUAAAACGUUUUAAAAUGGCUGUUUAUUCUGUUGUAUAAAUGUGCUAUACUUUGUUUGGCAGUUGUCUCUUAAAAAGGAAAAGACUUUAUUACAGAAGUGAUAUUCAUUGUAGAAAACGCAACAAAAAUUGUUAAGCUAAAAAAUUUAAAAGGCUUAUAAUUCCACCAACCAAAAAUAAUCCCUGUUAAUCAUUUUUACAGGUAUCAUUCUGGUCUUCUUUCUGUGUGUUUAUAAUAAUGAUUGUCUCUUGAGUUUUUUCCUCAUGUUUUUUACUUUAAAUUAUGUACAUUGUAGGGACAGGGAAAAUGUAAUCUGUAAUUAAAUAUUAGCUUUAAAUUCAAUUUUGCUUUUCCUGGGUAUUUAGGAAUUGACUAACUGUAGAAGGGUCUUGACAGUAUCUCUUGUAGUUAAUCAACAAAAUGAAAGUGCAUGGUUUUUUCAGUUAAAAAAACUUGUAGAAAGUGUGUGGAAAGUAUAGAAAAUUAUUAGAAGCAGAGACAACUGUUGUCAAUGUUCUUGUUUAUUUCCUUCCAGUGUUUUCAAUAUUUUUAAUAAUAACAUUGAGAGCUUAUUGAAUUUAGUUCUGUUUUGUUUAAUAUAUCAUAAGUGCUUUGACAUGUUAUAAAAGUUCUAAAUAAAUAAUUUUUAAUG